GAGAGAUGCAACGAAUAUUAAUGGCUAAAAAGUUUUUACUUGAUGCCGGCUCUCGCAGUUGCAUUUAAAACGCGCGUUUGCAAAGGCGUCUGAGUUGUGGAGAAACUGAAAAGAAUAUAUACUUAAGCACAGCAGUAUUAAACAAAAAUAAAAACGAAUUGAACUUGAAGUGAAAUGCUAAAGAUUUCAGUGAUGUUGCUCUUCAUUCAUUUACAAGCCGUAAAAGCUACCCGCCCGGAUACGAUAACAUUCCCCAAGAAUGAUGACUUCAAGAGCAACUGCACUUUAUCAAAUGGUCAGCCGGGAGUUUGUCGCAGUUUAGUAGAUUGUGGAACAGCCUUGAAUGAGAGGAAAGUGAGGCCAAAAACGUGUUACUUUGAAGGGAGCGAGCAAUUUGUUUGUUGUCGCGUGCAACGACCCGCCGAAAUCGCUUGUACUGACUUCACCACUCCGCGUCCGGAAGUGACCAAUGGUCUGCCAACUGAAGCAAACGAGUUUCCUUUUAUGGUCGCUCUUGGUUGGGCUACACCGCAAUCGAAUGUUUACGAAUAUAAAUGCGGCGGCGCAUUGAUAAGCCACAAUUGGGUUUUAACUGCUGCACAUUGCGCUUCCGUGGGAGGCGGCGCGCCGGUUGUGGUUCUCCCCGGUGGUGUUAACUUGACUAAUACCGAAUUCAAACCAACACAAAUCGAAAAGGUUGUUGUGCAUCCAAAAUAUGAGCCUACCACAGCGUAUGAUGAUAUUGCGUUGAUAAAAUUGAAAAGUCAACCCGGAGAAACGCAGCCAGCAUGUAUUGCCGAUCAUUUGCCUUUAGUCAAUCAAAAUGCAACUGCCAUUGGGUAUGGAGAUACUGUCUUUGGUGGCCGCCCAUCCGAUCAGCUGUUGAAGGCUUAUCUCUCCACCGUCGAUACGUUUCUGUGCCAAUUCUUCUUUGCCGAUCUGGAUGCGUUGCCAACUGGCCUAAUGGAUACACAUUUGUGUGCAAAAGAUUUGCAAUUCAACAGAGAUACAUGCCAAGGUGACUCCGGUGGUCCAUUAGUACUACACCUACCUAAUGAGUACGAAUCGGUUCCUUACAUAAUUGGUGUCACUUCAUUUGGCUUGGGGUGUGCGACUAAUUCUCCGGGAAUUUACACGAAUGUAGCAAAAUAUUUGGACUGGAUUGAACCAAUCAUAUGGCCACAAUAUUCAUUGAGCAAAACUUAAUUCGGCAACAGAAUAAUAGUUUAUGAAAUCACGAAAAAGUAAUACUCUGAAUGAGUUUAGCAAAUCUCAUAGGGCUAGUCAAAAAAUAUGUAAAUAUGAAUUAUAGUAAAAAGCUCUUCUAGUGAGGCCUAAAUUAUUAAGUAUUAGUUUUUGCUUGUUAUUUCUUCAUAUUUUUAUUUUGCAUCAGAUAUGUUUAGCACGCUUUUGAUUUUUCGCUAUGUGACAUUUUCAAAGAGAGAUCUCAUCAGAAUCUCAUUGCUCUCAUUAGUCUGUUCCAGUACCCAUCAGUUUUACAGGCAUUACUGAAAAGUACAUAUGUACAUUGGGGCAUAUUUAUA
Molecule: messenger RNA, 1544 nt
Organism: Rhagoletis zephyria (snowberry fruit fly)
Lineage: Eukaryota; Metazoa; Arthropoda; Insecta; Diptera; Tephritidae
Product: serine protease snake-like
Biological process (GO): proteolysis
Molecular function (GO): serine-type endopeptidase activity
Source: RefSeq, a predicted model, not a curated record